GAGAAUCGAUCACGGUCCGAUUCAAAGCGGUGAGAAUCCGUUGCUGGACGAUGGUUUCGUGGCGGGGAAGUGGUAGGGGAUUCGAAGAUUAUAUUCAUUGGUUCGUAAGUCGAAGCAUCAGUUUAGUUUACUAUCGGUUUCAAGACGUUUUCUUCUCUCCUUAAGGCGAGCUUCAACGCGUUUGAAAAUGAAAUAAGCUUCACGAUCGUUGCAGUGUUGGGAAAUUGGGAAUCGGAAGUAAAAGAAGAAAAAAGGCAGGCUUAUGGCAAUAAACGGAGAUGGAAAAUUAAGAUGGAAAACUAUUCGAAGAUUUAGUAUGCGUAUGUGAGGCAGAUUCUACAGGGGGUAUAUAAGGAGGACAGACGAAAUUCAAUCAAGCAAAGAAAGAAAAGCCAAUGAUGAAGUACAAGGUAAACGAUCCGGAGGCAACCGAUCAGACGAAUGCAGCGAAUGAGUUGAAAAGCGAUUCGAUACUUUCGUGGCAUUACCAUUCGAGAGGCGAGAAAAAGUUUGACGAGAAAGGAAGGAAAUUAAUCAUAAUCGUUGGUUUGUUGACGGUAAUGGUGGUUGCGUUGCUCGUAACAUUGACCGUUCAAGCAGCUAUUUUCCGUAAGGACAGAUACAAAGAGGUGUGUCAGAGCGAGGAAUGCGUGAAGACAGCCGCCAGGAUAAUAGAGGCGAUUAACAGAACCGUAGAUCCUUGCCAAGAUUUUUACAAAUUUGCCUGCGGUGGUUGGAUUUCCAGGAAUCCUAUACCGCAAAGUCAAGCUUCCUGGGAUCAAAUGAGUCAUCUGAGAGAACAGUUGCUGGAAAAUCUAAGGGUACUGCUCGAAGAAUCAAACGACGAUAACGAUCUGCUACCGAUCAAGUUGGCUAGAGCUUUGUACAGCACUUGUAUGGACACGGAGAGCGUCGAGGCAUUGGGACUCGAUCCCAUCUAUGAGACGUUCGAUAGGCUCGGAUUACCGAAAGAACCGCCAUUGGGAGAUGAAAUUCCUCCGUUGGAUAUUGUCGGUAUACUCGGCAAAGCGCAGAGAAUUUUAGGUUUGAAUCUAUUUCUAAAUUUUUUCAUCAGCGAAGAUAUACUAAACACCUCGAGAAACAGAAUUACGAUGGAGCAGAUGUCACUGGGACUUAGCCAACAUUAUCUGCUUGAUUCGUUACGAUUUCAGUCGGAAUUAAUGGAAUUCAAGAAAUAUAUAAAAGCAAUGAUCGAAAUAGCUGGCGUAGGGAAUAAAAGCAUGGAAUUCGCCAACGAAAUCUUGAAUUUUAGCAGCAACAUUGCACGCAUCAUGACGACUCCGGAACAAAGACGUAGCGCAAAUCACCCUGUUUACGAUCUAACUAUCGACAAGCUGCAACAGCUAACAGAUUUGGACGUGCAACAGUGGAACUGGACCAGAUACUUGGAUGCGGUGUUCGAUGACACGAACGUGACUAUAAGUGCCGAAUCGGAUCAUGCGAUCGUAGUGGAUUUGCGAUAUUUGCAAAAAUUACCCACACUGUUAGCGGAAACGUCGUUUUCUACGAUAGUGCGAUUCGUAUGGUGGAAUGUUUAUGCGACGGUUGCCCCGUUGACGUUGCAACGAUUUCGUGAUCUAGGUUUCCAAUUCUCGCAGCAAGUUUUCGGUUUAAAGGAAAAGACACCGAGGUGGAAAUCCUGUACGGAAAACGUAAACCGAAACUUUGGCAUGGCUCUUAGUUACAUUUACACGCGAAAACACUUCGACGAUCAAGCCCGACAAAAGGCUUUGGAAAUGUUUCUCGAUAUUAAACAAGCGUUCGACGAGAUGGUCGCUGAAUUAGAUUGGAUGGACGGUAAUACGAGAGCUCAAGCUCAUAAGAAGUUGAAUGCGAUGAGACCGUUUAUAGGAAUACCAGACUGGAUUACCAAUUCCGAAAAAUUGAAUCAAUUUUACGAGGGUGUUAAUGUUAUACCAGCACGAUUACUUGAUGCAUUUUUGAUGUUAACUAACGUGAGAAUUAAGAAAAGUUUAAACAGCCUGCGUGAAAAGCCGGACAAAAAUCGCUGGAUAACGUCUGGUACUACGGUGAAUGCAUUUUACAGCGCGAUAUUGAACUCAGUGACUUUCCCAGCAGGUAUUUUACAUCCACCUUUCUACGGAAAUGGCCUACGAUCGAUCAACUACGGUGCACUGGGUGCGAUUAUGGGUCACGAAGUAACUCACGGAUUCGACGAUCAAGGACGUAGAUACGAUGAGAAUGGAAAUAUUCGGCAGUGGUGGAGCAAAGAAACUUUGCGGCAUUACCACGAGAAAAUCGGGUGUAUGAUCAAGCAGUACAAUAACUACCAUUUACCGGAACUCGGCGAUAAUUUCACCGUGAAUGGCAUGAAUACGCAGGGGGAGAAUAUAGCUGACAAUGGUGGCAUACGAGAAGCUUACAGAGCGUAUCAAAAAUACAAAGCGAGAAACACUGAUCCACUAGUUUUACCUGGUCUCCACGAUUAUAACGAAGAACAAUUGUUUUUCAUAGGUUUCGCACAAGCCUGGUGCGGCAAUUACACGAACGGAGCAUUAAAGUCUAAACUGGUAGAAGGAACUCACGCACCGAAUCAUUUCAGGGUUAUCGGAACUUUAUCGAACAAUGAGGAUUUUGCGAAAGCAUGGAAUUGCCCGGUCGAUAGUCCCAUGAAUCCAUCUCGCAAGUGUAUUCUCUGGUAAUCAUGCGUAAUUACCCACUACCU
Molecule: messenger RNA, 2707 nt
Organism: Eufriesea mexicana
Lineage: Eukaryota; Metazoa; Arthropoda; Insecta; Hymenoptera; Apidae
Product: neprilysin-11
Exons: 18
Coding region: 396-2684 (762 amino acids)
Biological process (GO): protein processing
Cellular component (GO): plasma membrane
Molecular function (GO): metalloendopeptidase activity
Source: RefSeq, a predicted model, not a curated record